This is a messenger RNA of Phragmites australis (common reed), 821 nucleotides long. RefSeq lists its product as uncharacterized. Bases 79 to 582 code for a protein of 167 amino acids. The transcript is spliced from 6 exons. Lineage: Eukaryota; Viridiplantae; Streptophyta; Magnoliopsida; Poales; Poaceae. Gene Ontology annotation, cellular component: histone acetyltransferase complex. The record is from RefSeq and is a predicted model, not a curated record.
AGGAUUCGCCGGCGACGUGGUGGAUUAGCAACGACUCACCUGUAACUGAACGAACACUCUAACCCUAGAACUGCGGCCAUGGACUCGGGAGGCGGAGGAGGGAGCGGCGCGCACAAAGCCGCGUCGGGCUCCGCACCAUCGCCGGCGCCGCCGGCUCCGAACCCCACGGCGAUGCUCUCGGCGCUGAUGAGCAAGCGCGCCAAGCUCCAGGAGGAGCUCCGCUCCAUCGAGCGCCAGGUUUAUGAUAUGGAGACCACCUACCUACAAGAGUCUAAUCAAUUUGGAAGUGUGCUAAAGGGUUUCGAAUCGUUUUUGUCAUCGUCAAAAAACACCUCUAACCUCAAGCGCUCCCGGAAAUUUCAGGCCGACGAGAGGCUGUUCUCUCUGUCAUCAGUUACCUCUCCAGCGGUUGAUGAACAUUUGACUGAUGGAAGAGAAUACGGAUCAGGUCGUUCAAAGGGCGCGAGUACACCUGCAAAUGGGCAAGGAAAACCGAAGAAGGGAGGGCGUCCUGGAGGAAGAGACGGCAAGAGACUACGACCGUCCAAUGAUCCAGACCUGGACGACGAAGAUGACUACUAAGUACUAACUCCACAUGUUGUAGCGGAUUAACUUAAUUUAGCGGUCUACCUGCACAUGAUUCUUUAUGCAUUGCUGCUUUCCUUCUCUUGCAAUCCAAGGCCGAGGUGUGGCUCAACUUCUAGCGUCUUGGCUUCGUGCUCAUUUGCUUUGCUUGUUUGCGUCUUCUCCUGCUUUUGUAACAUAGGUUAGCAACAUGUUAAUCACAUCGUGAAAAGUUUAUCAAACUUGUCUCUCAGGCA